AAAAAAAAUUAUUUUUUUUCCUUCCUCCUGUUUCUACUAAAAAUUUUUAUAUAAUAACGAAAAAAUGGGUCGUAAGAAAAUUCAGAUAAAACCAAUCAAAGACGAAAGAAACAGACAAGUGACUUUUUUAAAACGCAAGUAUGGUCUAAUGAAAAAGGCCUAUGAACUCAGUGUAUUAUGUGAUUGCGAGAUUGCUUUAAUCAUCUUUAAUUCAAAUAAUAAACUCGUGCAAUAUGCGAGUACCGAUAUUGAUAAAAUAUUGUUAAAAUAUACCGAGUACAGUGAGCCUCAUGAAAGUAAAGGUAAUCAUGAUUUUGCAAAUACAGCAGACCAUGAUGAUGAUGAUAAUCCACCUCCAGGAUUUGAUACUACAAGUGAUGUCAAGUAUGCACAAUCACAGGUUUCUACUCCUUAUUCCAUCAAUAAUUACUCAAUGUACGCACAACCUCAACAACAAUAUAUGCCCACACAAUAUUAUAAUCCACAAGUAACUCAAGCUAUGCAUCAAAUGUCACUUCCAAUGACUUCUGUUCCUAUGCAAGUUCCUCAAUCCGUUCCUCCAAUGAAUAAUGUUCCUACAUCAAUUUCUCCUCCUCAACAACAAAUGACGAUAACUACGACCGCUGCCGCUUCCUUACCAAUUUCAUCUCCCCAAAUUGAUACACCACCAGGAGAUUUAGUAUCACCGCCUCUUAUAUCACCUUCUCCAAAGAAGCCAAAACUUCGUGUUCAUAUUCCAGAAGCUAAAGAUAAACCAUCCGGACAGGCUGCAAAUCAACAAUCUCAACCUUCUCAGCAACAAGAUCAGUCUCCAGAUCAGGAUGAGGCACCUUCAGAUUCACAACAGCCCAUGGUUACACAGCCCAUGACAUCAAAUCGUCCAACUCCCGCGACCGCUGAGCCAGGUCCUACUUCAGCAUUACCAUCACAAUUCGCGCAGAAUUUGCCAUCGCCUUCAACUUUCUUUUCCGAAUUCUAUAAAACAAAUGAAUUACCUAGUCCUUUAACGUUUGGUAACACUCCUACAAGUGCUCAGCCUGGCGCUUUUCAUUGGCCUCCACGAGCUAAUUAUCAGCAUCAACCUUCUCCGUUAGCAAAGCAUGAAAAUAGUUCGUUAUCAAAAUCACGUCCUGCACCUUCCGAUAACAGCGAUGAGAGUGAAGAACCAGAAAAGAAAAAGACGAAAAAUUGAAUUACCACAAACUAUAUUACUUCUUUUAUCAAUUAGUAUUUUUUAAAGUUUCUUUGUAAUUUCAAUAUUUCAAUGAACAAUCUUGGACCAAAUUUAAAAAAAUUAGACAUUACCAGAAAAUUCUUAAUUUUAUUGUCAAAGAACAAAGUGUUGGUAGAUAUAAUAUGAUAUGAAUAUAAUUAUUGGAUUAAUGAGUUAAUAAUGAAGUGCAGAACAUUUGUUCAAUUUUUUUUUUAGAAUUUUAAUGAUGGGUUUAGAUUUUAGGUAAAACAUUUUUUUUUUUUCUUUUUUUUUCAAUGGA
This is a messenger RNA of Rhizophagus irregularis DAOM 181602=DAOM 197198, 1493 nucleotides long. RefSeq lists its product as uncharacterized. The record is from RefSeq and is a predicted model, not a curated record. Lineage: Eukaryota; Fungi; Glomeromycota; Glomeromycetes; Glomerales; Glomeraceae. Gene Ontology annotation, molecular function: RNA polymerase II cis-regulatory region sequence-specific DNA binding; protein dimerization activity; DNA-binding transcription factor activity, RNA polymerase II-specific. Gene Ontology annotation, biological process: positive regulation of transcription by RNA polymerase II.